Messenger RNA from Maniola jurtina (meadow brown), 697 nucleotides. RefSeq lists its product as uncharacterized. The transcript is spliced from 4 exons. Gene Ontology annotation, molecular function: DNA-binding transcription factor activity, RNA polymerase II-specific; RNA polymerase II cis-regulatory region sequence-specific DNA binding; protein dimerization activity. Gene Ontology annotation, biological process: regulation of transcription by RNA polymerase II; mesoderm formation. NCBI's taxonomy places the organism in Eukaryota, Metazoa, Arthropoda, Insecta, Lepidoptera, Nymphalidae. The record is from RefSeq and is a predicted model, not a curated record. Bases 2 to 697 code for a protein of 231 amino acids. Gene Ontology annotation, cellular component: nucleus.
AAUGUACAGUCAAACCUAUGAAGAGGAAUCACCCAUUCCUCUAAUAACCAACUACACAGUUAUCAAGGAGACAGAACUAGAGGAUAAGAGGGAAACAGAAGACCGCGUCUUAUUAGAAAUAGGACGACCAGACGACAAGCCGAAGGAAGAACACACUUUUUCCCAUAAGAAAUACGACAAAACGAUAUCGCAUCAUAGAUCGUACGUGUUGGAAGAUUAUGCGGAACCAAGGCGGGUGAAUUACUUCAGGCCAUACGAAUUGGAGUCGUCUCAUAGUGGCACCAGAUACUACGAGCAUGAAGAGUAUAGAGACGUAGGGCUGCUAGAAGCCAGCAAAUCACCGAUUGAGUUCUCGCAGGAAUCGCUGGACAAUAGCAAAUACUCCGACGACCAACAAGACUCCACCUUGAAUUGGAAGGAACGGGCAUUGCAAAUGGAGAAAGAAUACAAAAAGACAGCGUGCGACAGAGAGCGAACGCGGAUGAGGGAUAUGAACCGAGCCUUUGACUUGCUGCGUUCCAAAUUACCCAUCACCAAACCCUCCAAGAAGAAGUACUCUAAGAUCGAGUGUUUACGGAUAGCAAUCUGCUACAUACGGCACUUGGAGUUCAUGCUUGCGGGUGGUUCCCCGGAAGAUAAUCCCAUCUUCUUCGACCCCCAAGCCACGGAUAUAACGGAGCUUAGACAACGCUAUUAA